AUCUAAGUAACUGCGGCCAUGGAAGAAGAAGAAGAUAGUCGUCCUCAACUUCAAGUUUCUCAUUUUUUGACUUUACCAAACGAAAUUCAAGAGUAUAUAUUUUCAAGCAGAUGUCUUGACGUUAAAGAUUUAUAUCGUAUCGUUUGCACUUGCAAGAGGUUCCGAACUGUGUGCGACAGUGGGGAUCUUGUAUGGCGGUUAAAGUUGCAGCAAAGGUGGCCUGGUCUCAUCAGUCAAUUAAAAACGAGCCAAGUGAGCUGCUGGAAGCGUGAAUAUCGACAAUUCUUGGAGAAAGUGAGAUGCGUCCAUAAGGCUGUCAGCAGUCUUUCAAGAAAGUUCUACAAGAAGGAAGAAGUGUCCAAUUAUGGGCUGAAGCCAUUUCUGGAUUGUGCAUCAGACAAUGUCAACAGCGUAGAACUAGUCGUGCACGAGCUAAGAAGAAUCCUAAACACUGGUAAAACGGAAUGCAAUCUGACGGAGAAGUAUUAUUCGAACAAAGCACUGAGUUAUAUUCGGCAUAUUCAGCUUACAACGUCAUGGCAACGGUUUCUAGAACAGCCACAUGAUAAACUCAACCUUCUCACAGGUGCAGUACUGAUAGCGGAGUGGUGUCAGCCGUGCGUUGCUGGCAUGGAGGAAGAUGUGCAAGUGCAGAUAGAGAAGCUGGCUGCAGACGUGAGAACACUGCUGAGCAUCCGCUGCCCCGCUCAUCCGGUCACCUGUGUGGCGAACCCUGCUGGCGAUUCAUGCCUCUCAGGUCAGAGUGGGUUAACUCCCCAGCAAUGCAGACAUGUUCUGGAGGCAGUCAACAUUGUUCUGUUUGAGCGGCAGGGUUAUUCGGGUAAUGUUGGUAACUACUACGACGAGCGCAACUCCUACAUAAACGUGGUGUUACAGCAGAAGACAGGAAUACCUAUUACAUUGUGUGUGCUGUACUGGGGUGUUGCUCACAUCCUAGGAGUAUACCUGGAACCUGUUAACUUCCCUACGCAUUUCCUGCUAAGGUGGAAGGAACAUCCAAGGCUGACAGGUGGUGCGGAGUACACAUACAUCGAUGCCUUCCGACAGGGAAAAUUCAUGCCCCAGCGAGAGUGCGGUUUGCUGCUGAGCAUGCACCAUGGGGUACUGGGUGACGAUGGAUACGAGACAGUGGCAAACAUAGAGGUGUUUCGCAGGAUGCUGAGGAACCUCGUUAACAUCGGACGACAGCAGACGAACGCCGGCGACAGCCUGCAGUGCCUGCGCAACGCGCUCGAACUCAGCCGCAUCCUCAGCCCCGACGAUAUCGACCUCCGCCUGCUGCUGGCCAGACUCUACUCGCACCUCGAUAUCAACCACCAGGAGGUCAUUGAUGAGGUGAACGAGAUUAUGCGUCUGCAGGUGAACGUCAACAUGAUUGGAAACAUGAUUUCAGCAGCGGCCCAUCGAGCUUUGGCCGAGGAGGAUAGAGACGUGCCUGAACCUAUCAGUCCCAAGCUGCGCAGCGAGAAUCCCACGGUUGAGUUUGCUGUCGGCAUGGUGAUGCAACAUAAACGCUAUGAGUACAAGUGUGUGAUAUAUGGCUGGGACUCUACGUGCAAGGCUGGUGAGCAGUGGAUAUAUCAGAUGAGUGUGCACCUGCUGAAGGAUAAAGAUAGACAGCCGUUCUACAACGUGCUGGUGGAGGAUGGAUCCAGUCGAUAUGCAGCACAAGAGAAUCUCGGCCAGGCGCCGCGGGAGGAGCUAGGCAUGAUCACGCACGCAGAGGUCGGCCGCCAUUUCUCGGAGUUCACCGGCGUCUGCUAUGCACCAAACGCCGAGAAGAUGGAAGAGUAUCCGGAAGACUUCGAAUUAACAAAGCAGACUCUCGCGGCCACGUUGCCAUAGCGAUAGGAUUGACACCUUACGCCACAGGUUACCGUAAUAAAAGGAUGUCGUAGCCACAUGACAUUAUAUCAGUGGAGGAGAUUGAAUGGCUGGUACCUUGAGGUAGUAGUCUUAAUAACUUGGUUUUUCUUAUUGAAAAUGGCGUUUUUAGCACUUGUUACGCCAUUUGACUGGUUUUCUAAUAAUCAUAUCUUUACAAAAUAUCUUACAUUAAGGAAGUUAAUAAUGCCUUUUGUAAAACGGGAUGUUCAACAGCCAGUUUGUCAAUUUUAGCACAAGGACUGUUAAUUACCUCCGCCCAACGGAGUUAGAGGUGUGUGUAUAUACAUAGUUUUGGUUCGAUAGGAUGAUAAACAGCAUUCAUAUCAAGAUUACAGCUCAAGUCUCUAGUGGUACACACGAGUGCAGUUUAUUAUGAUAUAGCGCUGGAAAUCGAUAAAAGAUUAAUUCAAUCUUUCAAUUACUAUUCAUAUCUUUAACUCAUUAUUUUGAGAUCAUUUUAUACAUUUCAAAAUAAAAUUUCUACAAAUCAUUAGCUAUAUUUUAUAAUAUAUAUUAAAUUGUAGAGAAUUGUGAAUCCUAUAACAACUACGUACGUUAGCAGUAUUUUUUAUUAACGUGCAUAGGCCAUAAGCAAAGAUGCCUAUUCUUUAGUAAGUGGGCAUGUGUAGAUGCGUGUUUAAUAUCUAGGGGUUAACAAUAUAAUUUAUUUGAUAGUA
Molecule: messenger RNA, 2585 nt
Organism: Priapulus caudatus
Lineage: Eukaryota; Metazoa; Priapulida; Priapulimorpha; Priapulimorphida; Priapulidae
Product: F-box only protein 21-like
Exons: 12
Coding region: 19-1866 (615 amino acids)
Molecular function (GO): DNA binding; protein binding
Source: RefSeq, a predicted model, not a curated record